AUGAAACACAUAUUUUCCUAUUGUUUGUGCCAUUUUCUUCUGUUAUUAGUUACUUCUUUUGUUGUAACACUAUGUGAUGAUGCUGAUGUAACAGAAACUAACCUGCUUCUCAGGAUAAAAUCCGAGCUGGUGGAUCCAUUAGGAGCCAUGAACAACUGGUCUCCGACAACUCAUGUCUGCCACUGGAAUGGAAUAACAUGCGAUGAUGUUGAUCGGAAACAUGUUGUAGGCCUGAAUCUUUCUGGUUCAGGAAUAUCAGGUUCCAUUUCAGUUGAGUUAAGCCGUUUCGUUUCACUUCAAACACUUGAUUUGUCUUCGAAUUAUCUUAACGGUUCCAUUCCUUCAGAGCUAGGUAGCCUUCAAAGUCUAGUAGAACUUCAACUAUACUCAAAUUACCUCUCUGGUAACAUUCCUAAAGAGAUUGGUAAUUUGAAGAAGUUGCAAGUUCUUAGAAUAGGGGAUAACAUGUUGACAGGUGGAAUUCCUCUUAGCGUUGCGAACUUGAGUGAGUUGAAUGUGUUAGGCUUAGGUUACUGUCACUUGAACGGAACCAUACCGAUUGGAAUCGGUAAAUUGAAAAAUCUAACAUCACUUGAUUUACAGAUGAAUAGUCUUGGUGGCCUUAUACCUGAAGAGAUACAAAACUGCGAAAAGCUUCAAAAUUUUGCAGCUUCAAACAACAUGUUUGAAGGAAACAUUCCUUCCUCUAUAGGGUCACUUAGAUCAUUGAAAAUUCUUAAUCUUGCCAAUAACACUCUUUCUGGACUGAUUCCUAUAUCGUUGAGUUAUCUUUCUAACUUGACGUACCUGAAUUUGCUUGGAAACAAACUAAACGGUGAAAUUCCGUAUGAGCUUAAUAGUUUGAUUCAAUUGCAGAAGCUAGACUUGUCUAGAAACAACUUUUCUGGAUCAAUGCCUCUCCUUAAUAGCAAACUGCAGAAUCUUGAAACUUUAGUUCUUUCUGAUAAUUCUUUGACAGGUAGCAUCCCGAGUAGUUUCUGUUUCAAAAGUUCAAAGCUUCAGCAACUUUUCUUGGAUCGAAAUAUUCUCUCGGGAAAGUUUCCUUCGGAGUUACUCAACUGUUCCUCAAUACAACAGUUGGAUCUCUCUGGUAAUAGCUUCGAAGGUGAAAUUCCAUCGAGCAUAGACGAAUUGCAGAAUCUCACUGAUCUUGUACUUAACAACAACACCUUUGCUGGAUCACUGCCUCGUGAAAUCGGAAAUAUCAGUACUUUGGAAGGUCUUUUCCUAUUUGGUAACUUUUUCACAGGUGAAAUUCCAGUGGAGAUCGGAAAGCUGAAAAGUUUGAACACGAUUUACCUUUACGAUAACCGAAUGUCAGGACUCAUACCGAGAGAGUUAACAAACUGCACAAGCUUAAGAGAAAUCGAUUUCUUUGGAAACCGUUUUACAGGCUCCAUUCCAGAGACUAUAGGGAAGUUGAAGAACUUGGUUCUUCUUCAUCUGAGGCAAAAUGUGUUUUCUGGUCCAAUCCCUCCAAGUUUAGGAUACUGCAAAAGUCUUCAGAUACUGGCCUUAGCAGAUAACAAACUUUCAGGUUCAAUUCCACACACAUUCAGUUACCUUUCAGAACUUUAUAAGAUUACCCUUUACAACAACUCUUUUGAAGGACCUAUCCCGAAUUCACUUUCGUCUCUCAAAAACCUCAAAAUCAUAAAUUUUUCACACAAUAAGUUCAGUGGAAGUUUCUCUCCUCUCACUGCUUCAAAUUCUCUUACUCUUCUUGACUUGACUAACAACAGUUUCUCAGGUCUUAUCCCUUUUAGUCUAGCCGAUUCAAGAAACCUCCGCCGUCUCCGCCUCGCAUACAAUAAUCUCACAGGAACUAUUCCUUCUGAAUUUGGCCAGCUUAAUGAUCUCAACUUUUUUGAUUUAUCAUAUAACAAUCUAACAGGAGAAGUUCCGGCACAGCUCUCAAAUUCGCGGAAAAUAGAACAUAUUUUGCUGAGUAACAACAGAUUGAACGGCGAAAUACCUAACUGGUUGGGAGAAUUCCAAGAACUUGGUGAACUAGAUCUCUCAUGCAAUAACUUCAGUGGCAAGGUACCUUCUGAAAUCGGUAACUGUUCAAAUUUACUCAAACUUUGUCUCCAUCACAACAAUUUAUCUGGUGAAAUUCCUCAAGAGAUUGGAAACCUCACUUCUCUUAACGUCUUCAACAUUCAAAGCAAUAGUCUCACCGGCGUCAUUCCUUCGACAAUUCAGAAAUGCAAGAAGCUCUAUGAGCUAAGGCUCUCACAAAACUUUCUGACAGGUAAAAUACCAUUUGAGCUAGGCGAGCUUGACGAGUUACAAGUGAUAUUGGAUUUGAGUAAGAAUCUCUUCUCUGGUGAGAUUCCUUCAUCUCUAGGAAACCUAAUGAAGCUAGAAAGACUCAACCUAUCUUUCAAUCAACUUCAAGGAAAAGUUCCUACUUCACUUGGCAAACUCACUAGUCUGCAUGUGUUGAAUCUCUCAUACAACCAUCUUGAAGGCCAGAUUCCGUCAACUUUUUCAGGCUUUCCAAGAAGCUCUUUCACGAACAACAGCCGGUUAUGCGGUUUGCCGUUAGUAUCUUGCUCAGGAUCAACAUCAGAGAGGAAAAUGCAGCUAUCAAACACACAAGUGGCAAUUAUAAUUGUAGCUAUUGUGUUUACUUCAACUGUGAUAUGUUUGGUUAUGUUGUAUAUAAUGCUUAGAAUUUGGUGCAACUGGAGAAAAGUUGCAAUAUCAAAUGAAGAUGGAGGUGGUGUUGGUCAGAAGAAAGAGGAAAGGGCUUGUAAUGAUCAUAAGGCAAGGAAUGGAGAGUAUUGGAAUAUGAACUCAUUUGGAUUCAUUCCUUCACCAGAUAAGAGUAAUUCAGUUACAACAACUUGUUUCUUUAAUAUCAAAAUGGAAGCCAUGGAAAAUGCAAAUAUAUAA
Messenger RNA from Lathyrus sativus (Indian pea), 2922 nucleotides. The record is from the annotation of a GenBank genome assembly. Lineage: Eukaryota; Viridiplantae; Streptophyta; Magnoliopsida; Fabales; Fabaceae.